CUCUCUCCCUCUCUCUCUCUCUCUCUCUCUCUCACGAGACUUUUGUAAGGUUUUGAGUGUUCUUGAGGUUUUAUUCAGGGGAUUUUUAUUCAAACAUUUACCAUGGCAGAGGUACUAAGUGAAGAACAGAUUGUUGAAUUCAAAGAGGCAUUUUGUCUAUUUGAUAAGGAUGGAGACGGUGAGUUUCAUACUACUAUGUCCUCAAUUCUUGGUUGCAUAACUAUUGAAGAAUUGGCUACAGUUAUUCGGUCACUGGAUCAAAAUCCAACAGAGGAGGAACUUCAGGACAUGAUAAGUGAGGUUGAUGCUGAUGGAAAUGGGACCAUAGAGUUUGCCGAGUUCUUGAACUUGAUGGCAAACAAAAUGAAGGAAACUGAUGCAGAGGAGGAGCUCAAAGAGGCCUUCAAGGUAUUUGACAAGGAUCAGAAUGGAUAUAUAUCAGCUAAUGAGCUGAGGCAUGUAAUGAUCAAUCUAGGCGAAAAAUUGACGGACGAAGAAGUCGAGCAGAUGAUCAAAGAGGCCGAUUUGGACGGCGAUGGUCAAGUAAACUAUGACGAAUUUGUGAAGAUGAUGAUGACCAUUGGAUGAUACAAUAGUACUCAGAAGAAAAUCCUCAUUCAGAUUCAUUCUAUUCCAUCCUCAUUUGCUCCACAAGGAAUAAAAACAUGUAAACGAUGCCAAUGAUGUACCAAAAGUGUAGCAGGGCUUGACUAGUAGUACGUACCCUUUUGAUCUGUUCAAGUCAUUCAAUUCCAUUGUAUUCUUUUCCUUCAAGUAAUAUAUCAUUGUGUGUUUUUUGAUUCAAAACCAGAGCUCCCAAUGUAACUGAAGUUUCUUCUGUAGUAACUGG
This is a messenger RNA of Fragaria vesca subsp. vesca, 850 nucleotides long. RefSeq names its product calmodulin-like protein 11-like. The record is from RefSeq and is a predicted model, not a curated record. NCBI's taxonomy places the organism in Eukaryota, Viridiplantae, Streptophyta, Magnoliopsida, Rosales, Rosaceae. The transcript has 4 exons. Gene Ontology annotation, molecular function: calcium ion binding; enzyme regulator activity. Bases 103 to 588 code for a protein of 161 amino acids.